AUUGAAUAUAAUAUGUAGCAUCUUAAUUAUAAGGGGAUAGGUUUUAAUUAUAGAGAGCUCGAGUGUUCAUGCUGAUAAGGUUGCCUUCUAGCUUCAAACUAGGGGAAUUUCCCUUAAGCUCAGUCAGCAGAUUGGUAUACCAGUAAGUGGAGGGUUGCGGGGUUGAUCCCCAAUGCACAAAAUAGCUACUCACAGUAACUUGUUUUAUCUGUUACAUUUUGGUGCCAUUGAUCCACUCCAAUUGCAAGCUAUAGGAGAAUGAAAUGCUUUGUUGGAGAUAGAACUUUAAAUUGUGGAUUUAAAUUUGAAAAAGAAAGAUAAAGUUGCUGAACUUGAUGCCAAGUGGAAACGCUGUGCAAUUACACAAGAACCAUUGCGUCAACCUAUCAUGGCUUGUGAGCUUGGAAAGUUGUACAAUAAAGAAUGUGUUUUGGAACUUUUGCUUGACCGAACCAAGUUUGAAUGUGCAUCCAGCUUUUCUCAUCUUCGAGGAUUCAAGGAUCUUAAAGAGCUGAAUUUGACAGAAAAUCCAGCAUAUGAGAAACCUAAGAAUGAGAAGGGAGAUGGCUACAUUGAUACAAACAUUGCUCCUUACAUCUGUCCAGUUGUUGGUAUAGAGAUGAACGGUAAACACAGAUUUUCUGUGUUGUGGAAAUGUGGAUGUGUUUUAUCAGAUAGAGCCAAUAAAGAGGUUAAAGGUCAGAUCUGUCACAAGUGUGGAGCUCCCUUCAGCCCUGAAGAUAUUGUGAUACUUAAUGGGACAGAGGAAGAAGUCGAUGAGUUGUACAAACGUAUGGAGGCCAGGAGACUACAAGCAAAACUAGAAAAGAAAUCUAAGAAGGCACAGAAACACAAAGUACCAGAGGCAGCUGCUGGAUCAGCUAGCCAGGAGUUUGAAUCGGCAACAGCAAGUAAAUUGUCCAGGAUUGAACCUGGGACAUCACAGAAUGGUUUGACCAAUGGAACCUCAUCACACAUUUCCAAAUUGGCCAAUGGGAAAGCAGAUUCCAGAUCAAGGCGUAUGAAUGGAAAAACUGAAGAAGCAAAAAAGCCAAAAAAUGGUGGCAGUGUUCAAGAUAACCCCAAAGCAAGCAAAGUGUAUAAAUCACUGUUUACAACAAGUGACUUGGCAAAAAACCAACAAAAUGCACACUGGGUUACAUUCAAUCCACAAUAUAACUAGACAAGUUGAGCGUGACAGGUUGAGAAAUUCACAGAAAAUUUGGAUUUAAUCUAUUUAAACAUCAUAUUUUGUAGAAAAGAUUAUAUUUGAUAUGUUGUACCAACAUAGCAUCCAAAGAAUUGAUGCUGCCAAUUUCAUUCUGGAAUCUAAACAUUGGCGUUUUCAUUGCAGCAUAAUCGAAAGGGAGACAAACGUCUUAUUACAUAGCCAUGUUGUUUUCACAACUGUAAAUAUAUGACCAGAAUAAUAAGUUUUUAUCAGGGAAAGUUCGUUCUGGACCCUUCACAAUAUUUAUUUACUGCUUUACUAUGUAUAUUUUGUAUUUCUGAAAACUGACAAAAAUAAAUAACUUUUAACUUCAAUA
Pecten maximus is the source of this 1547-nucleotide messenger RNA. RefSeq names its product replication termination factor 2-like. Gene Ontology annotation, biological process: mitotic DNA replication termination; site-specific DNA replication termination at RTS1 barrier. The coding region runs from base 389 to 1183 and encodes 264 amino acids. The transcript has 8 exons. The record is from RefSeq and is a predicted model, not a curated record. Lineage: Eukaryota; Metazoa; Mollusca; Bivalvia; Pectinida; Pectinidae. Gene Ontology annotation, cellular component: nucleus.